GUCUGACCCGACCCGACAUCAACGUGGCCUGCUUUUAAACCGUAAAACCGAAUCACUUUUCUUCCUUUGUUGCCUCCCUUAAAACCUCUGGAAAACCCCUCACCUGGUUGCCGGCUCCGUUUACUAAAAAUUCAAAGUAUCUUACGUUUGCUUACUGUCCAACACAAUGGAUGAGUUGCCAACACAAAGCACAUCUGCCUUGGCCUUGCCUCGCUUACAGCUAAACCGGGGAUCAACAACGGCAACAUCUGGUCCAGAAUCAAAGCCAAAGAAGAAAAUUUGCUGUGCUUGCCCCGAGACAAAGAAGCUGAGAGAUGAAUGCAUUGUGGAGCAUGGUGAAGAAGCUUGUGCAAAAUGGAUAGAGGCUCAUCGUAUAUGCCUUCGUGCAGAGGGCUUCAAUGUUUGAAAUUGGUAUUCGAAGUUCAUAGAAUGAAAACAAUUUGAGGUACAAACUAUUAUUAGAGGAUUAAACAGAUAUGAUUUGACAAAAAAGAAUCCAGAAAUAAAAAGAAAGCUUUAUCCUAAAUUGUUCAUUUUUUUUUUUUGUAUUUUUCUUUUUUAUGAGGUUAUUUACCUCUAAUAAAUGAAUUGAAACAUCUGGAAUACUUCUAUGAAUCAUGAUAGGAUAGAGCGAAAUUCUGUAUGCCUUGGUUCCUUGAGUAAACAUUUCCCCUUCUGUACUUCUCUAUUA
Messenger RNA from Gossypium raimondii (Peruvian cotton), 691 nucleotides. RefSeq names its product cytochrome c oxidase copper chaperone 1. Bases 167 to 406 code for a protein of 79 amino acids. The transcript has 2 exons. The record is from RefSeq and is a predicted model, not a curated record. Gene Ontology annotation, cellular component: mitochondrial intermembrane space. Gene Ontology annotation, molecular function: copper chaperone activity; copper ion binding. NCBI's taxonomy places the organism in Eukaryota, Viridiplantae, Streptophyta, Magnoliopsida, Malvales, Malvaceae.